Messenger RNA from Juglans regia (Persian walnut), 1448 nucleotides. RefSeq lists its product as uncharacterized. The record is from RefSeq and is a predicted model, not a curated record. The transcript has 6 exons. The coding region runs from base 139 to 1197 and encodes 352 amino acids. NCBI's taxonomy places the organism in Eukaryota, Viridiplantae, Streptophyta, Magnoliopsida, Fagales, Juglandaceae.
CAAAGUUGUAAAUGAUCCCUUGAUCUAGUUUGAAGAACCUAGCAAAAACAUACCGAAUGCGUAAACCUAUUCUAACCUGUACUACCUAAUUAAAUUGAGGAAAAAGAACUUCCUUCAUUCUUGACAAAAAUUAUUAGAAUGAAUAGGAGUCAACUUCUCGAUGAUCCAGAGCAGCAGAUCCAAAAGGGUGUCGGGGGACGGGAAGACAUUAAUAGCGGCAACAUUAAAGGCAAAGACGGUACUAGCGUUACUACGUAUAACCCUAUUCAUCCACCGGAAGAUCAGCAACGCAUUAAGGGUAGUACUGUUCUUGGAGGGGACAACAUGGAAAGAGAAACAAGAGACAGAGAUCCCGUCCCCACAACUCCAAUACAUGCAGCAAGUUCACCGACGUUCCCGGAUCAACAGCAGAAGCCAAAGGGUGCUGAUCUCAGGCAGGAGGAAGAUGAUCACAAGAGAAAAGCUCAUCAUGAUGUUGUGCAGUCGAAAGUCUUUGCUAAAGAUAGUGGAGACCUUGCUCCUAACCAGCUUGGAGAGAAGUCGACCAUGUACAGGACUGUGAACGAAAGUCCCUCGAUGUCAAAAGAGCAGCCGAAAAGUACAAAGCCCAACCAGGCUCAGGCUGUUGAUGGAGUACUCCGUACUGGGUAUGAUCUGGUUCCCAGCUCGUCAAAAGAGAUUGACGGUGCUCUCAGCGUAGGGAACAUCAACCGUGAAGUAGGUCAUGUGUCGUCAAAAGAGCAACCAAAGAGUUCUGAUGGGUUAAAAGAAAAACCUCGAAUCGAAAAUAUCAAAACGAUAAAACCACAUGAGCCACCAAAAGAUGAAGCUGAUCAUCUUAGCAACAGCGAGAUCAGACCCCGCAAAACCAUCGAACAUCCCGUCAUGCAUGACAAAGAAGAUCAUUCUUUGAAAGAGCAGCACCGGAAUAACUUUCUUGGACGAGAAAAUUCUACUGAAAAGAAUGGCAACAUGUACGCAACCUCAAACUCUCUCAACUCUUCAGAAGGAAUGAAUAAUAUACCCGUAGGGGUCCCUAUUGAUAAAAUUGGAGAAAAUAAGUUUCAAUAUGCAGAGGUGCCGCAGCCCGUGAAUCUGGCCGUCGUCAUUCAACCACCAAUGUUCGACGAAAAGAAGAAUGGAAAGAUUGAAGUAGACGUCAAGGUCAGCAUUUGCUGCCGGUGUUCCAUAUUAUAAAUCAACAUCUUCAGAGCCAGUGGUGGAUCAGACGCAGCGAUUCAGAAGUGGGUUUGAGUCAUUGACAGCUGCUGCAGAAGGAACGGUUGUGGAUAUUAUUCAACGAAGAAUGUCAAUAUAUAAUAACAUCAUCACUAUCUCCCUUAAAAUGGGUAUUAUAAUGUUAAACAUUGAAUAUCGAUACCAUUUCUUAGUUGGGGUGUUUGUUUCUGCUUUCUCUUAUGAUUUAUAAAAUUUCCAUCUUUCCUGCC